AUGACGAUAUCAUUUAAUUAUCAGAAUAAUGAGAUUGUUUCUUCCCCCACGGUGAUAGUAUCUGGAUCAAGCUCAAAAAACAUUCAACGAGGGAUUGUGGGCUUUACGAAUAACGAGAACAAGGUGUUCCCACCGCAGUAUUUUGAGGUCAACAAUGGUCAUUUCAAAGCAAUUGUUCAUGUUUCACCCAACGAAGUAAACAGGUUCAAAGUUGAGAUUAUGGAAGGGGACUUGAUCUCCGCGUUGGGAUUCCCAGAGUUUAAACAUGGAAAGCCAAAUAUCGUUGAUACGGCUAGUUUGGACCUUCAGUUCUAUCCCUUACCCCAGAAUAAACCCGUUCAUUUGUGUAUAAUAAGGGCAAGAGAUUCACCAAACGUGUACGAUAUGCCGAGCUAUCGCUUAAACCGAGGCGAAAGACCAACCUUGGAAAAUGCAAUUAAUAAAUUAAAAGUUGCUGGUCGGCUCAUGCAAGCAUAUACCCAAGACGAAAUGCGAGCUGUUGGGUUUAGUAAUAGGUCUUUCCAGUUUGUCGAGGAAACGAAACACGACCAAACGAUAUUUGGAUACAAAGUCCAAUCGCCUACUCCGCAUCAAGAAGUGAAAAUACACGUUUUGACAAGCCCCAAGACUGUAGCGGAGUUGCGCAGCCCCGAUUUAGCGCAACAAAAUCCCCAUGCCAAGGACUCUGGGGGUUUAUUCAGUCACGCAAUAGAUCUUGUGAAAAAGACGCCCGAGAUUUUUGAUCGUGCUCUGGGGACAGCAGUGCAGUGUGCCGUUAUGUAUCUCGAUUCAACUUAUGACAAGAGCAAAAACUUAAUCCUUACCCAUGCGGCCUUGGGAGGAGGAGGGUCUGAUGUGAAAAUGGCUAUAUUUGGCUCACACGGACUACAUUCGUAUCCCCAGAACUUUCCGUUAGUAACUCCCUCGUUCUUAGAUACCACGAGACUAACUACAAAUGAGGUGGCUAAUGAUUGCAACGAAUGUGGCACGAGUUGGGAAUGUUUGAACAUUUGUCUUGGUGCUUUCAUGCAUGAAAUAGGUCACUCAUUGGGGUGUCCACAUCAAGUUGAUGGGGUAAUGUUGAGAGACUAUCAGCGGUUUAAUCGCUCUUUCAUGACACGAGAAUUUGAAUGCUUGAGAACCCAUUCAAGAGGAGAAGAAAUUGGAUUUAAUGGAUUGUGGUCGAGUGCAUGUCACUGGAAUAAAUUGGAUUUGAUCCGGUUUCUUUAUCAUGAUCUGUUUUCAUUACCGGUUGAUCAGUUUGAAAAAGUGUAUGCAACGACUAGAAAACCAGACUCGUCUUACUACAAUAACUCAGCGCCAAGUGUGUAUGGCUUAUCACAGGACAAUAGUAUUGUCAAAUCUGAAUGUGGCAUAUAUUUGAUGGAACUUAUUGACAAAGAUCUCGCUAGGUCGCACAUUGCAUUUUUACCUCGCAGUUACGGGGGACCUAAUGUUCAGCACGAACUCAAGUUGGACUACCGAGAUUUACUUAAAAAGUUGAGGGAUGCUAAGGGUGACGCUAGUGAUCAAUUUAAAAUAAGAGUGUUAUCAUUAGGUGGCGAUUUGUUUAUUGACGACUUUAAGAAGCACUGCUCUCAGCAACAGCAAGAAUUGAUUAAAAACAAUUUUGGUUUGGGCAAAGGCCAGCUCGUAGGAGCUAAAAGCGCAUUAUUGGGAAAAGCUUCAGGUGAAAUGCACAUCACUGAGUUUUUUUUACCAUCUGUUUACAAAGUUCGUAUAUACUCAGGUGCUGCUUUGGAUGGUGUUAAAUUUUAUUGUAAAACCAGAAUUGAUCAAACCCCAACAGCAGCUGCACCAAGAGGAGGAGGAGGAGGAGGAGAAGGAGCACCACCAAUCGUGCCAAAUAGAAACUAUUUGCACAAACUCUUUAAGAAACAUGGCAAAGAAGAGCAUUCAAUGAAGGAAAAAACGCAAAACUCAGAUGAUGUUACCGCGUUGGUUGGUAAGGAAACUAACUCGUACGCCGAAUUUAGCUUACAAGGGAACGAACAAAUUGUAAAGUUCAAUGUACGGAACGGAGCAUGGGUUGAUGCGAUCCAAUUUGUUACAAACCAAAACAGAACAUCACCAAUGUUUGGGAAUGCAAAUGGGGGACAUAUGUCAUCCCUUGAAGCCCCAACAUCAGAUACACAAAUUGUUGGAAUGUAUUUUUAUAUGGGCAGUUGGAUUGACGGAUUAGGGAUUGUUUAUUCAAAAAUGUAA
Molecule: messenger RNA, 2226 nt
Organism: Lodderomyces oxycetoniae
Lineage: Eukaryota; Fungi; Ascomycota; Pichiomycetes; Serinales; Debaryomycetaceae
Product: putative metalloendopeptidase
Exons: 1
Coding region: 1-2226 (741 amino acids)
Cellular component (GO): cytoplasm
Source: RefSeq, a predicted model, not a curated record